GCUCGGCGUCUCACUUUAUCUCUUCGAAAGCUCAAAAAAGAAAACAAAGCCCCAACAAUGGAGCUUUGUAUUGGUACCAGUAGCUCCGCUAAGAUUCUUCUUAAGUUCAACUCUUCUCGUCCUUCUCACUCCAUCAUCCGUACAAACUCAGUUUCAUUAUCACAACCUUUUCUCCAAUUCAAGAACGGAGCCUCCAGCUCUCUUAAACUUCCAUUUCAUCUCCGUCGAAGCCAAUUCAUUGAACCAAAUUUCUCCCAGUUUCAUGGAAAUUCUUGUCGUUUUGUGGUUUUGGCUUCUCCAUCUUUUUCUUCUUCGGUUGCUUCUGGACCAGGAAAAGACAAGCUUCCGGCUGGUAUAGACGUUACAGAGAAUGUAGAACCCAACUCCAGACUUAAGCUAACCGUAGAAGUUCCUCCUGUUGUUUGUGAUGAUUGCUACAAUAGGGUCCUAAACGAGUUCAUGAAGCUAUCCAAGAUCCCAGGAUUUCGCCCUGGAAAGAGAGUUCCCGAAAGUAUUCUUGUAAAUUUCGUUGGGAAGAAAAAUGUUCAGAAGGCUACAGUUGAAUCCAUUUUGAAAAGAACCCUUCCUCAUGCCAUGGAUUCGGUGACUGACAGGGUUUUGCAAGACUCAAUCCGUAUUUUAACCAAAUUUUCUGAUAUGGAACAAACAUAUACUACCCUCAAUUCUCUUAGAUAUGAGAUCAUAGUUGAUGUGAUACCUGAGGUCAAAUGGAUUCCUGAGGACGGAUACAGGAACUUGAAGAUUGUUGUUGAGGUAGACAGUGACAUUGAUGCUAAAAAAACUUCUGAACAAGAACUAACUCGUCGAUGUAAGUCCCUUGGUACAUUGCGAAUUGUAACAGACAGAGGACUACAGAUUGGUGAUGUAGCAGUCCUUGACAUAUCUGCAACAACAACAGGUGAAGGUGAAUCAGAUGGUCAAAAUAUUCCAUCUGCUGAGAGUAAAGGCUUUAAUUUUGAUACGGAAGAUGGUGAUAGGGUGCUGCCUGGUUUCCUUGACGCAAUAGUUGGAAUUCAGUCAGGAGAAAGCAGAACGUUUCCACUAGUAUUUCCUGAAUCAUGGAGGCAAGAAAAUCUCCGAGGAGUUCAGGCUCAAUUCACUGUCGACUGCAAAGAACUAUUUUACAGAGAGUUGCCUGAGUUGGAUGAUUCCCUUGCUGACAAGCUCAUACCUGGCUGCGCCACCCUUGAUCAAGUUAAGGAAGCAUUGCUACAAAGAUGCCUAGAAGUGGAGCAAACUGCAAAAGAACAAGCGACAGAUAAUGCCAUUCUUGACCAGAUUAGCAAGAUGGUGGAGGUAGAUAUUCCGGAGUCCUUGUUCGAAGAACAAGGUAGACAGCUCUAUGGAGCAAACCUUUUAGAGAUACAGACAAAAAUGAAGCUAAACGAAGAGCAAUUGGCUUCUCUAUCAAGUCAAAAGACAGUAAACGAGUACCUUGAAACCCAAAGGGAGAAUAUUACAAGAAUGAUAAAACAGAAUCUGGCUGUUGGAGAUAUAUUUAAACGCGAGAACUUGCAGUUUGCAACUGAUGAUCUUGUCAAGGAGGUUGAGAAUUCUAUUGCUGAAUUCAAACGUCAAAAGCAAGAAUAUGACGAGGAGCGUGUCAAAGACCAGGUGCAAGAAAUUCUAGAGGGAGCAAAGGUGCUUGAAUGGUUGAGAGAACAUGCUGAGAUUCAGUACAUAACAAGGUGAGAGAAAUUAGGAGAGAGAAUAUUAAAAAAUGGAGAGAGGCUUUUGUAUUCUCCUCAAAAUUUUGUUUCUCCUAGGAUUUAUUUAUAUUAUUCUUUAAUGUUUUCUAACUUUUGGUCUGUACACCAUCCUUAACAUAAGAUAAGUGGAAUACAAUAUUAUUGGAAAGUUGUACAAGCUUUUAAGUUUGAAUCCUGCAAUAAAACAUUUCAUAAUAUGCA
This is a messenger RNA of Humulus lupulus (European hop), 1931 nucleotides long. RefSeq names its product trigger factor-like protein TIG, Chloroplastic. The transcript is spliced from 13 exons. The record is from RefSeq and is a predicted model, not a curated record. Gene Ontology annotation, molecular function: ribosome binding; peptidyl-prolyl cis-trans isomerase activity; protein folding chaperone. NCBI's taxonomy places the organism in Eukaryota, Viridiplantae, Streptophyta, Magnoliopsida, Rosales, Cannabaceae. Gene Ontology annotation, biological process: 'de novo' cotranslational protein folding; protein transport; protein unfolding. The coding region runs from base 58 to 1713 and encodes 551 amino acids.